This is a messenger RNA of Dichomitus squalens LYAD-421 SS1, 866 nucleotides long. RefSeq lists its product as uncharacterized. Lineage: Eukaryota; Fungi; Basidiomycota; Agaricomycetes; Polyporales; Polyporaceae. Bases 321 to 575 code for a protein of 84 amino acids. The transcript has a single exon. The record is from RefSeq and is a predicted model, not a curated record.
CGAGCUUACUCCUGCGUUUUAUCCUCAGCCCCCGCAUCGCCCGCUCUGCGCCCGUGGAUCACUCACCGUGUUCUGACAGCCGCGCGAGAGCGAGUGAUUGGAGCUUCUGCGCAAGGCGGGGGCGGGAUUGUGGGCGCGUAGGUAAGAAGCCACAGACGCGGACAGACACAACAGCCUCGUCCGGACAAGCACUGUGCAUUUUAUACGUGCGUGCGCAGUGUCGAGUGAUGGAGAUUACCCAACCUCUGGAGACUGGCUAGGAACACGCUGGUUCGGUCUGCUCUGACUCUUCUUUGGGCUCGAGUUUAACGUCCGACAUAAUGCUCCUUCCCCUCCCACUCACAUCAAUCAUCGCUGUCAGCGAGUGUCGAUUGCAUCUCACCCUCAUCUCGCUCCCAGCUGGCACCCAGCUGCCAUCGAGCGAGAUCUCGUGCCGUGGGUGCGUACGCGUCGAAACAAGCCCUCGCUCGUGGCCUGUUCGAUACCGUGGAAGACGGUCGGCUGGCUGGUUUCUCUCGACCCUCCGCUCCGAUUUUGACGCCGCCGCUCCCGAUUGGCCCCAGCACUUUGAUUGACCGUUUGGUCUUCUGAGGGACGCCAGAACGGGGCCGCUGACGUUAUCGCUGUCGGCGGACUUUUUCCAUCGACGCCUUCUGCUUUUGGCCCUCUUGCAGUCUCACCAAAUCGCCAUCUCUCCCUCGAGACGACGACGAACCCUGUCCAGUUUCCCCUCCGGUAUUCAUUUUUAUUUCUCCCUUUUCCGCCGCCCUUUCCCCGGCAUCUUGCGCAACCGCCACCCCGCCCGUGCCGCACCUCCUUCGCAAGGCGCGCAACCUCUCCUGCCCUACUCGACUGAUCACCGCCCG